This is a messenger RNA of Phragmites australis (common reed), 435 nucleotides long. RefSeq names its product serpin-Z1A-like. Lineage: Eukaryota; Viridiplantae; Streptophyta; Magnoliopsida; Poales; Poaceae. The transcript has a single exon. The record is from RefSeq and is a predicted model, not a curated record. Gene Ontology annotation, molecular function: serine-type endopeptidase inhibitor activity. The coding region runs from base 1 to 435 and encodes 144 amino acids.
AUGCCGGAGGAUGCCGUGAAGAUGAUCAAGUCUACCUUCUUUCUAUACUUCAUCAAGAGGGCUACCAACAACCAUGUCAAGUCAGUCAUCUCCGCCGAUGACAUUGUCGGAGCUGAAACGGACAUCGUGCUCGCGAACGCAAUCUACUUCAGUGGCCAAUGGCCCGAGCGCACGUUCCACCCGUGGAACACAAAGCCCGGGCAGUUCUACCGCCUCGACAGCAGCUGCGUCGACACGCCCUUCAUGUGGAGCGACAUACACCAAUACGCCAAGUCCAUGGACAGGUUCAAGGUGCUCAAGAUUCCUUACAAGCAGGGACGGCGCACGGAAUACUUCAUGCGUGUCUUCCUCGUGGACGCGCGCGAUGGCAUUUGCUCCAUGGUGGAUGCGGUCACCGCGCUCCAGGGAGGCCUGGAGCAACGCCAACCCCAAUAA